This is a messenger RNA of Priapulus caudatus, 1127 nucleotides long. Its product is annotated as 26S proteasome non-ATPase regulatory subunit 6-like. Gene Ontology annotation, biological process: proteasome-mediated ubiquitin-dependent protein catabolic process. Lineage: Eukaryota; Metazoa; Priapulida; Priapulimorpha; Priapulimorphida; Priapulidae. Gene Ontology annotation, cellular component: proteasome regulatory particle. The record is from RefSeq and is a predicted model, not a curated record.
UUAGAACAUCUGAUUUAGCGUCAAGCAAAAUGCCGGUCGAAAAUUUAGAAGAAGAGGGUCUUGCUAAAAAUCCGAAUUUACAGUUAGCUCAAUGGAAAUUUGAGCUUGGAUUGCCUCAGAAUAAGAACAAUGAACAGAUCAAGAAUGAACUUCUGGAAGUUGUCAAGGCUGAUGCCAUGGCACCUUUUUAUGAGGAGCUUUGUAAAGAUCUGAGCUGGAAAUCGGAUAGUAAACUCCUCGCUAAGCUGAAGGAAGAGAACAGAGUAGAACUCGAGAGAUUAGAUGCUGUGAUAAAAGACAUGGAAGCCAACCUGACAGAGACGGAAAUUCGAGAUGCUUGGCUGGCCAAGGCAGAAUAUCUCUGUAAAAUAGGAGACAAGGAUGCGGCCGUGACGGCGUUCCGUAAGACGUACGACAUCACCGUGGCGAUCGGUCACAAGAUGGACAUCGUGUUUCACCUGAUCCGCAUCGGCCUGUUCUACUACGACCACGACCUGAUCACGCGCAACAUCGACAAGGCAAAGUCGGAUGCAUCAGUUGUGAAAGGCGCAGAGAUCUUGGAAGUACUCCACGGUCUGCCGGACACCAGACUCCUACUCUUCUCACUCUACAACUGCCAGUACGACAAGUUCUUCAAGUCCUUAGCCAUCUUCAGAACUUCAGAAUUCGUCACAGUUGUUGAACGAAGUGUGACGAACAAGUCACACAGUGUGACGAAUUCUGAAGUUCUGAAGAUGGCUGUGACGGGUGAUCACAUUAAGAUAAAACCGAUGUUCCUGGCUGCACUGAUGCUUGGCCUGACAGCUGUUAGAUGUAGGGCCGAUGGGCAUGAGGUACUAAACGGCACUUCACCCGCCUUCGCUACUACCGUGCGAGGAUGCGUGCUCAGCGUACGCACGCUGCUGGAGUCCUACCGCAGCCUCACCCUCAGCUACAUGGCCGACGCUUUCGGCGUGUCCGUCAACUUCAUGCGACAAUGUGAGCGUUCGGAACUGUCGCGGUUUAUUGCCCAGGGUCGGCUGCAUUGUAAGAUCGACAAAGUCAGCGGCAUCGUGGAAACAAAUCGACCAGACAGCAAGAACUAUCAAUAUCAGGUGAGGAACAUAGUAGUUCAGUAUAUAGCUUAG